AUGGAGGCAAAGGAUAACAGAUAUUUAAAAGAAAAAGAUAAAGAUGGAAACACAGCAUUACAUAUUGCUGCAAAAAGCGACAAUUUGGGCAUAUUUGACAUGCUACUAAAGAAUUGUCCUGAUCAAGUUGAUGACAGAAACAACAAGCAAAGAACACCUUUACAUAUAGCAGCACAGCACGACAAACUGGAGAUUGCAAAAAAGCUUAUAAAAAGCAACGCUUCAGUAAGGAUUCGAGACAAGAACGAAUUUAGUCCUCUUUUAGCGACAGUUAGAUACGACAGUUUGAACGUAUUUGAGCUUCUUUUAGAAAAAACUAGAGACUAUCAUUGUGUUGAGUAUCGAGAUAUAUGUGAGAAUAUAUUUGAGGAAGUUGAAACAGAUAACAGAGACAACCCUCCUCUGACACUCCUUCAGAUAGCUACAAAAUACAACAGUUGUAAAGUUGCUGCAAAAUUAAUAUCUAUAGGUGCCUCAGUGUAUGCUCUUGAUAGAGAUGGACACAAUCUUGUUUAUUUAGCCGCUGCGAACGGAAGUGCUCGUGUUUUAAAAGUAAGUUGA
Molecule: messenger RNA, 561 nt
Organism: Ruditapes philippinarum (Manila clam)
Lineage: Eukaryota; Metazoa; Mollusca; Bivalvia; Venerida; Veneridae
Product: putative ankyrin repeat protein RBE_0220
Exons: 2
Coding region: 1-561 (186 amino acids)
Molecular function (GO): protein binding
Source: RefSeq, a predicted model, not a curated record